Oppiella nova is the source of this 1789-nucleotide messenger RNA. The record is from the annotation of a GenBank genome assembly. NCBI's taxonomy places the organism in Eukaryota, Metazoa, Arthropoda, Arachnida, Sarcoptiformes, Oppiidae.
GUAAUUCAUAAUAACUCUAAUUCAGUGAAAACUUUGCAUUUUCUAAUUAAUUAACUUCAUUAUAAUAAUGAGUACUACAAAACAUUUGAUUAACUCUAUUGAAACCAGUGUUUACGAGAAUUUGUUGGGUUUAGUCUCAUGUAAUGAUGGACUGCAAGUGCUUCCCGAUUGCAAUUCAGUCGUCCGUAAAGACUAUGAGAGUUAUCGGCAAAAAGGGAAAGUUAUACUCAUUAGUGGCGGUGGUUCAGGACACGAGCCCAUGUUUGCCGGGUUUGUGGGCAGCGGCCUAUUGACAGGUGCCGUCGCGGGAGAUAUAUUCGCUUCUCCACCGCCGGGAAAGACAAUGAAACUGAUUGAGACAAUUGUGGACAAGAAUGCGAAGAAUGAAAUACUGAUUAUUGUCGCCAACUAUACGGGCGAUCGACUCAACUUCGGGUUAGUCCGGGAACGGGCGCUCCUCAAGGGAUUCAAAGUCGAUAUGUUUAUCUUCGGAGAAGACGUCGCUUUCUAUGGCGAGGGAAAGAUGACGGGCAGGAGAGGGUUGGCCGGCAUUUCACUCAUUCAUAAAAUAGCCGGCGCUUUGGCUGAAGAGGGAAAGGACUUAAAGGCAAUUAAGUCGGCGCUCGAAGAAUACGCGCCACUAAUCGGCACCAUAUCUAUAAGCCUCACCUCAUGUAAUAUCCCAUCCCUGGGCAGCUCUUUCACGUUAGCCUCGGAUGAGAUUGAACUGGGACUGGGAGUGCACGGGGAGGCCGGUGUUCAGCGCUUGAAGCUAUGUAGCGCUCACGAUGUGGUGGCCGUAAUGGCCAACCAUUUGGUGGGUCCGACCGCUCUGCUCAAAGAUGUCAUAAGCAAACGCAACAACAAAAUUGUGGUUUUGCUGAACAAUACGGGCGGACUCUCGCAGUUUGAGCUCAAUAUCGUGGCUAAAGAGGCUGUCAAUCAAUUUCAAGCACUUAAUCUCAGCGUCGAAAGGAUAUAUACCGGCGCUUUUAUGACCUCCUUCUCCAUGUCUGGCAUUUCUAUGACUGCGAUGGCUGUCGACCAGAAAAUACUUGAACUGUUGGACAGACCGUCCGCUUCCAGUUCGUGGAGCCAACUCAUCGAUACACCAAAAGUGGUCAAUCGAUCGGCUAUUUUGGAGAAUUCAAAACUUGGCCCAAAAGACGCGACUUUGGAUUACGAGGCCAUCGAUGGACUCACUUUUGGCAGAGAAUUAUUUCUGAGAGCUAUUGAACUCUCGUGUAAUGCUUUGAUAUCUUCGGAGAAACAUCUCAACGAAUUGGACACAGAAUUAGAGAAAAAACUGAAGCCUUCAUUCCUCCAGUUGUCUCAGUUGUGUGAGACCCAUAUGGGCGGCACAUCCGGUGCCAUAUAUAGUCUCUUGUUUACCGCCGCCUCUAAAGCCAUUGUGACUAACAGUAAACGAAUCGGCAAUUCCUAUGAUUACAUCGAUUUGUGGAGAGAUGUCCUGAAAUCAAGUCUGCAAACCAUAACUCAAUACAGUUCUGCAAAACCUGGCGACCGAUCAAUGCUUGAUUCACUUCAUAGUGCAUAUGAAGCGCUAGUAGGUUGCGAUCAUAGCGUGCCUUUCCAUGAAAUCGCCAAAUUGGUUGCAGACAGCGCUAAACGGGGCGCAGAGAGCACGGCGUCGAUGACGGCUAACGUUGGCAGAGCUUCCUAUGUUAAUAAGGCCUCAAUCAAGCGACCAGAUCCCGGUGCUGUCGGUGUCUCCGUGUGGAUCGACUCCAUCGCACAGGCAUUCAACGAAUUUAUGCCGUCGGAUUGA